This is a messenger RNA of Coniosporium apollinis CBS 100218, 1545 nucleotides long. RefSeq lists its product as uncharacterized. The record is from RefSeq and is a predicted model, not a curated record. Gene Ontology annotation, cellular component: catalytic step 2 spliceosome; U2 snRNP; U2-type prespliceosome. Gene Ontology annotation, biological process: regulation of alternative mRNA splicing, via spliceosome; mRNA cis splicing, via spliceosome. Bases 1 to 1545 code for a protein of 514 amino acids. Lineage: Eukaryota; Fungi; Ascomycota; Dothideomycetes. The transcript has 2 exons. Gene Ontology annotation, molecular function: RNA binding.
AUGGCGCCCGCAGCUAUCAUUGACACACCCAUGACCUCCCUCGAUGAAGCCCACAGGCCUCCGCCAAACGUCGUCCUCCCGCCCAAGGACAUCCGCUCCAUCGUAGAGAAGACUGCCGGCUACGUCGCCCGCAACGGUCCUGCUUUCGAGGAGCGGAUCCGGGCCAAAGAACAGUCAAACCCCAAGUUCUGCUUUCUGAAUCCCAGCGAUGCCUACUCACCCUUCUACCUGUGGCGCCUGUCCGAGAUUCGAGAGGGACGUGGGACUGCUGUGUCGGCUGGAAGGGCAGAGGAGGCGGCGAGGGAGGAAGAGCAGCCACAAGGCCCAGAGGAGCCGCCAGAGUUCCAUUUCAGCGCGCGGAUGCCGAUGAUGAAUGCUCAGGAUCUCGAGGUGGUAAAGCUGACGGCGCUGUUCGUGGCGAAGAACGGACGGAGCUUCAUGACGGCCUUGUCGCAGAGGGAGACGGGGAACUACCAGUUCGACUUCCUUCGGCCGCAACACAGCAUGUACCAGUUUUUCAGCCGGUUGGUGGACCAGUACACUGAGCUCAUAAACGGUGGCUCGAUAGAUGGAGGCAGGCCGGAGAGAGAGCGGCUAGCACAGCUCGAGCGUAACGUUCACGACCGAUUCCAUAUGCUCGAACGGGCCAGGCGGCGCGCAGAGUGGGUAAAACACCAAGAGCAGCAGAAAGCCAAGCAUGAAGAGGAGGCCGAAGCCGAGAAGAUUGCAUACGCCCAGGUUGACUGGCAUGACUUCGUCGUCGUCGAGACGGUUGUUUUCAACGAAGCCGAUGACCAGACCGACCUUCCUCCGCCCACCUCGCUGAACGACCUACAGUCCGCCUCUCUGGAGCAGAAAGCCAUGAUGUCCCUGCAACCUCACAACAUGCGCAUCGAAGAAGCCAUGCCGACAGACGAACCUUCCUACUACGACCAAGUACCCCAACCCGUACAGAUGCCUGCACCACAGACGGCCUACGCACCGCCGCCGAUACAUCCGUCACGCAUGGACUACGUUAUGCAUCAAUCCGCCCAAGACGACGAAGAAGAGCGUCUUAUCCGCGAGCGGACCGAGGCAAGAGAAAGGGCGCAGCAAGCACAAGCAGCGGCGAAGGGCGGGACAGGCCCGAUGCGCAUCAGGAACGACUACGUGCCAAGAGCGCAGGCGAAGAGGCAGAACGUGUCUAUGGCGCUGUGUCCGAACUGCAACCAGCAGGUUCCAUAUGAUGAGUUGGAGCAGCAUAUGAAGGUCGAACUCCUCGAUCCCGAAUGGCGCAAACAAAAGGCCAAGUCCGAUGCCCGCUACGCCACAACCAACCUGUCGACCGCCGACGUGGCAAACAACCUGAAGCGGCUGGCGUCGCAGCGCAGCGACGUGUUUGAUGGUGUGACCGGGCUGCCAGUGAGUGAGGAAGAGGCGGCAAGGAGGAAGAAGGCAGCGACAAGCUACGAUGGCAACCCGCAGCCAGCGGAUACCCACAGGAUGCAGAGCUUGAACAUAGAGGAGCAGAUUAGGCAGAUCAAGGAGAAGUACGGCGGCCAGUGA